GGCUGCUUUGGACCUUUAAAAAUACAAUGAUGUGCGCAUGUCGUCAUUUGCCAAGCAACGAUUGUUCCGACUGUUUGGUUUAUCUGUGGUUUGCGUAGCUAGCCAGUUUGAGUUUGUUGGAAUGCAGUGAUUAGUAAACUAGCAUAGCUCAAUAUAUUUCUGCAUCUAAGGAUUUAUUGCUUCGCAAGGUUUGCCAGAAUGCUUUUAAACAAUUUGCUUGAAUGUUUGCCGCCUGACCUCGAAUCAGUCUUGUAAAAAUGGGUCAUUUUAAUAAUCCAAGCUAGCUAACUUUAGCUACAUCUUGUAAAUUGAAGAUGUUUUGCUAGCUCGCUAACCUAGUUAGGUUUGAUCGCUACAAUUUAUUGAUAGGGUAACUGCAGGGUGUCCUGUAGUUUGGCAAAGUGUUAAAACGUGUUUUGUCCAUCUGACUUAGCUUCUUAGCCUAGCUUGCUACGUUAGCUGAAUUAGCUAGCAUCAGCUUUUUCUAUCGUUUACUGAAUUUGACGUAUCGCUACUAGCUGUAAGAUAUGGCCACUGCCUCUAGCUCCUGCGUGGGGAUAAAUGGGUCUAGAAAUGGACCCACUAACUCCACACCGACAUUGGUAACACCUGGACAAUCUCAGCCUAUGGUCGUUGUAUGGGAAUGGCAGGAUGAUCUUGGCUUCUGGCGACCAUAUAGCGGCCAGGUGAGCGGCUAUAUCGAACAAUACUUCUCCUCUCCGCGGGGACACAGAGGUGGGGGUCCUGGCUCCACCAGCAUCAGCCUAGGACAAUCAGAUCCCAGCUUGUCGCCUUAUCUCAUAGACAUACCAAGCUUGAACCAGUUCCGCCAAGAUACAGGGAAAACGCGGUCUGUACGCCGUCAAUUGUUUGCCCAGUCCUCAGGCUUGGGUAGCGGAGUAUAUUGGGAGUGGGCAAAUGACGAAGGAGGAUGGACUCCAUACGAGACUCGCACUUCUAUUCUACUAGAACACAGCUACCUGGCACGGCAGGCCACGGCGGAUAUGGCCUCACACGGCUAUAACUACAUAGUGGACCUCACAGCGCUGGCCCAGGUCAACAAGGCCACGGGCUUCAGGCGGCAGGUCCGACGGCAGGGCAACUUCCCCUACCCGCUGGCGUCUGGCGCCUCCGUCAUCCACUCGGGCCCAGCCUGCUCCUGCCACCAGUGUCUGAGCCACAGCUGCACUGGCCCCAUGCCCAGCCGCUCACGCCACUCCUUCUCCUCUGGGCAGCUGAGCCGGCCCAGCUUCCAGGGUCCCAGCAGGGCGGCUGGAGCUCACCCCACCUCGGUGUACUCUCCCUACCCCAGGAGGCCUCUUUCUGUGGGGGGCAUGGCGUGGGGUGGUCCCUGGCCCCCGACACCCUCCGCUAGUCAGUUCCCUGGACCUCCACUGUCUUACCCUACCAGUGCCAAUGGCUUAAGUGUCCCUGCCAUCCCUCUGCAACGGAAUGGAUCCACCAGUGUCAGCUCAGCCCUUGCAGCCCCAGCCCAGAAACCAGAGGAUGUCAUUCACCGGUACAUGGAGGAAGUGGCCUCUGCUCAAGACGAGGACUGCAUCAUCUGUAUGGACCGGCUAUCGUGUCCGUCGGAUUACGCCGUGGCGUCCGAGGGAGCACAAUCCAUCCCACCCGGCGCUGUGGGAAAGUUCACCAAGUGUGGACACACCUUGCACAUGCUCUGCAUGCUUGCCAUGUACAACAAUGGAACCAAGGAUGGCAGCCUCCAGUGCCCGUCAUGCAAGACAAUCUACGGGGAGAAGACGGGGACCCAGCCCAAGGGCAAGAUGGAGAUCUAUAGUAUUGCACAGUCCCUCCCCGGCCACCCAGCCUGUGGAACUAUCCAGAUAAUUUACAGCAUCCCCCCUGGGAUACAGGGUCCAGAGCACCCUAACCCGGGGCAGCCAUACACCUGUAGAGGCUUCCCUCGCUUCUGCUUCCUCCCAGACAACGACAAGGGCAGAAAGGUGCUUGAGCUGCUGAAGGUAGCGUGGACGCGGCGCCUCAUCUUCACAGUGGGCACGUCUAGCACCACGGGCGAGCCCGACACGGUGGUGUGGAAUGAGAUCCACCACAAGACUGAGAUGAUGUCCAACGUGUCAGGCCACGGCUACCCGGAUCCCAACUAUCUGGAAAAUGUGCUGUCCGAGCUGUCCUCUCAGGGGGUAACCGACGACUGCCUGGUCAAACAGGAGGGCCCAAGCCAGGGAGGAGCGUCAAACUCUGGACUGUGAAACUGACCCUGAAUCAGUUUCCUCGUAACGUCACUACUUCAACAUAGAGAACAUAUUCACAUUCCCACUUGGAUGUUUUUUUGUUGUUGUUGAUCUUAUUAAAUAUUUAAUGCGAAGCAGAUGGUAUGUCAAAGUGCAGUGUGCCGAAUACUGCACAUACUGAUAAUGUGGGGUUUGUCGUGGACUUUAUUUGCUGUAGUAGCGCUCCACCAGCUCUUGGUUUAGUCACCUGUUCCCUAUAUAGUAAACUACUUUUCACCAGGGCCCAUAGGGUUCUGGUCAAAAGUACUGCACUAUAUAGGGAAUAGGGUGCCAUUUUAGACACAGCCCUUCUCUUGAAAAAAGUAUUGUGCUUUUUUUUGGGGGGGGGAGCAGACUGUGUCGCACCUCUUUUGGCAUGCUCAAUGAAAGGUGGCAGCUCUUGCGUGGGAACAGACGUCGGUAGCACUUUAGUUUUGACUGUGCAUUUAAUUAACACUUAUAUUAAUUACCAGGUUAAUAUCUGUGAUUGUUUUUCAAAUUGGUAAAUUAUGCAAAUACUUUAAAGUGAUAUUUCUGUUGAAAAGCAAUGUAGGCCUACUUAGGCAAAUCACUGUAUACACAGACACAUUAAAUACUAUACAAAAUGGUAGCAAAGUGAGUACCUGCUUGAUUGUGUUAUAAUGGGAGGGGGGAGAGAACUGUUUAAUUGGUAAUUUUCAUAUUUGACAGUAAUGAAAGCACUGUAAAGAAACAGAAAUGUGUCUGUAAAUGCCAGUUCAUUAAGAAGCAUAACCUGGAAGAGAAACUUCUCUGCUUUUGUUUCAGCAUAAUAUUAAUAUUUAAAUGCAUUAUUUAACCAUUUGUAAUAUUUUUAGUUUCACCUAAUUUGAUGGGAAACACGUGGGUUUGUAAUGCAGACUAAGCUGGGCCUGUAGUCACAAAGUAGCAGUGCUGAUAUCGAUCAUGUCCUCCCUGGCCUAUGUAAUCUUAUUCAUUAUCUAAGGCAAAACUGAUCCUAGAUCACCCCUCCUACUCUGAGAUGCUUCAUGAAUACGGACCCUGAUGCUUUGCUACACCCACUUAGAGCUACAGAAAAGUAUGGAGACCUUUAACUUUGGAAGCGUUUGUGCAUUUUGGAAAGCUUACAGGGACUUUUGACCUGAGCCCUAUACUACGUACAUUGUUUUGAGGAGGUAGCAAGGUAACUUUGGUCAACUCUUGAGUUCAACUUGGGUUAACAGGUACCACGAAGUGGCUCAUCUUUGAGCCAGGUACAUUUUUAAAUGGCAACGAAUCCUUUAGAACUAGCCAGCUCCGGGGCAGACUGUUCACAUUGCCCUAAAAAAGUGAACUGGGCUGUGGAAUUCAAGCGAACCGAACUUUGACCAGCUCUUGAUGGUCUGUUUGAUUCUCUUCAGGGGCUCUUUUGAGGGGUCUGAGAUCCUUUUGGAGUGUUCACAAUGCACAAAUUAGGCAAACACAAGUUCACAAAAAUUGCCUGGAAGGGGGGGGGGGACCAAGUGUGAAAACACCCUUAGAAAAACCUUGAAUAGAUCUCACUUAGUAGAAAGCGGACGAAGGGAAGUGCUACUAAGAUCUCACUUCAAUUGUAGUAUAGGCCUACCCCCUCAGCUUUGCCCUAGAAGAUUAAAAACAGAAAACGACUUUACCACAGGUCAAUUCACUUUCUCUGACAGUCUGGUCAAAAUAGCAUAGCCAUCAAGAGCAGUCUGGAUUUUUCUUUUUCGGCAUGCUUUGGGUAUAUUAACCUGGAUAGUCCAAUUCCACCGUACUGCUGUCCAACAUCCAGUUAGGUGACAUUUUACUCAGUAUUCAGGUGUAUGCAAGCAUUUUGAAAAUGUUCUCCGCAAUAAAGAACUGAUAAAUGAA
Molecule: messenger RNA, 4106 nt
Organism: Salmo salar (Atlantic salmon)
Lineage: Eukaryota; Metazoa; Chordata; Actinopteri; Salmoniformes; Salmonidae
Gene: dtx2
Product: deltex 2, E3 ubiquitin ligase
Biological process (GO): protein ubiquitination; Notch signaling pathway
Molecular function (GO): zinc ion binding
Source: RefSeq, a predicted model, not a curated record